AUGGCCGGUGAACAAAUCUACGCGACGCUUCUUCUGGGCGACUCCUAUCUUCCAGGCGCCCUCGUCCUGGCCCACUCGUUGCGCGAUGCCGGCGCCACAAACAAGCUUGCCGUCCUCGUCACUCUCGACUCCGUAUCUGCCGAUGCAAUCACGCAGCUCAAGACCGUCUACGACUACGUCUGUCCCGUGCCGCGCAUACGCAACGACCAACCCGCCAAUCUCUAUCUGAUGAACCGCCCGGAUCUGCAUUCGGCCUUUACAAAGAUUAAUCUGUGGAAGCAGACCCAAUUCUCGAAAAUCGUCUACAUCGACGCCGACGUCGUCGCCUACCGAGCCCCCGAUGAGCUCUUCAACCUGCCACAUGCCUUCGCAGCCGCCCCCGACACGGGCUGGCCCGAUCUCUUCAACUCGGGCGUCAUGGUACUGACGCCCAACAUGGGCGACUUCUACGCCAUGCUGGCCAUGGCCGAGAGGGGCAUUUCCAUGGAUGGUGCCGACCAGGGUCUCUUGAACAUGCACUUUGGGCCGAGCUUCCAUCGCUUGUCCUUCACCUACAACGUCACUCCAUCUGCUCACUAUCAAUACGUUCCCGCCUAUCGCCACUUCCAAUCCAGCAUCAGCAUGGUUCACUUCAUCGGCGCCAACAAGCCCUGGCUCGCCGGCCGCGAAGCCUACCAUGGCAGCUCCCCUUACGACGAGAUGGUGGGCCGGUGGUGGGCAGUUCACGACCGUCACUACAGAGCACGGGCACGCUGCCCCCCGAGCACAGUGUGCCUGCCAGCGGCCGGGAACGAGGAUGCCAACCUCACUUUCGAGGAGCCGUCUUCGGAUCACGCACAGUUUCCUUCAUCCCAGCCCGUUCAGAGUUUUGGCAAGCAAGACUCCAAGCCCCAGCUUACCUCGGCUCACGGGAGCUCCGGCGAGAGCCACGGCCAAGGCGUUCAAGUCCCCGCAGCUUCAUCCGAGGCCCAUCAGCCAUGGACUUCCCCUGGAGCCUCCAUUCAUGCCUCUUCCCCAGGCACAUCUUUAGUCUCACAAAGCAGUGGCCCCGCCAAUGUUUCGUCGAGGCCAACUGGUGCGGCUCAACCCGCGCAGCAGCCUUUUGAGCGACAGCAUCAGCAGGCGUCGCCCCCCCAAGGCAGAGCCGAGCCACCUGAGCUACCCAUGACCACUUGGGAUGCCCAAAGGCAACCCCCUCCACCGGAUUCAAAGCCCGAGGCAAUUAAUUUCCCUUCCACCCACUACGAGAUGUCGCGAGAUAUCAAACCAUUCGUCCCCCCCGUCCGGUAUCCCAGCCCCCCAAAGAAUAUGUGGUAUGAAGUUCCUGGCCCGCCGCCCCCGCCGCCCGCCGACACGCCCCCGCCGAUAUUUCCGUGGGAGAAGAAGCAGCCCAAACCGCCAAGGGUCUCCACGCGCAAGGAGCCAGAGGUGCCGCCAGCCGGGCAGGCGUCAAGAGCUAUGCCGUCUGAGCCAGUCCUGGAGGGAUCCAAAAGCGAACCCCAGACGCCCAUCAUCAAGAUCGCCCCCUUAAACCCUUGGAGCUCGUUUCCGCGGCUCAACGCCUGGGAUGACGUGCCAGAAAUCGGCCGCUACGUCGAGGGUCUCCAAAAGCACCGUCGCGUGAAAAGUCAGGGGGCGGCUGGUGGGAGUCCGAGGCCCUCGGAGUCCGGCUUCGCUGCCGGUGACAGCGCGAAGCCGCGAAUCAUGAUGAGGCUGACCGACUUCCCUAGCGAGGCGGAACGGCCAAGUCUGCCCGUCACCCCGGCGCCGGUCCGGCGUCCCUCCUACUUUGGCGAGGACGCCGCGGAGCCGGGCCGGGAUGGCUCUGGAAACCAGCCACUCCCGGCGGCCGAGGGCGUGCCCGCGCAGACCGAAUGGGACCCGGCGGAGCAGCUCCAGAAGCUGGCAAAGCAGCAGUCCGAGGCCAUACUGCGCAAGCUGGGCGGCGAGGCCGAGGGUCCUCAAGGCACGUCGCUUCCGCCGAGCGUCUUGAGCCCGCAGCCCGUCAAGAGGGAGGUGUCGGCUGCGGGCAUGGAGACGAUGGCCGCCGCGGAUGCCCCUGGCGGCGCGCAGAGGCAAAGAAGCGCCUCGUAG
Hirsutella rhossiliensis is the source of this 2094-nucleotide messenger RNA. Its product is annotated as glycosyl transferase family 8 domain-containing protein. The record is from RefSeq and is a predicted model, not a curated record. The transcript has 8 exons. Lineage: Eukaryota; Fungi; Ascomycota; Sordariomycetes; Hypocreales; Ophiocordycipitaceae. Gene Ontology annotation, molecular function: glycosyltransferase activity. Bases 1 to 2094 code for a protein of 697 amino acids. Gene Ontology annotation, cellular component: cytoplasm.